CUUCAACCGACCCCACCGACCUCCAAGCAGCGCAAUGGCGACCGAAUCUUCCUCCGAGUUCAGUUGGCCGCCUCUUGAAAGCAACCCUGAAGUCUUCACCGAGUACCUAUAUCAAUUGGGCUUGCCAUCCGACUGGUUUGUUGGCGAAAUGUUCGGGCUGGACGAUGAUUCCCAUGGCUUUGUCCCUCGCCCAGUCGUCGCUGUAAUCGUUACGUUCGAGUCGCUGAAGAAAGACACGGCGGAAACUCCGGCAGUGGCGAAGGCAGAUUUCUUCAUGAAGCAGUCUCCCAAAUUGGACUACGCCUGUGGUGUGAUUGCCUGCAUUCACUCAGUUUUGAACAACUUGGGCUCGAUCACGCUAGUGGAAAACUCGAUUCUUGAAAAGUACCACCGCACGACCAAGACUCAGUCGCCAGCGGAUCGAGCGACCACCUUGGAGAACAUGACGGAGUUCCAAGAAGUCCAUACGUCGUAUGCGUCGUUGGGUCAAUCCACCGUGCCGUCGACUGAAGAGGAUGUGAAGCAUCACUUCGUCACGUUUGUUCAGAAUGCCCAAGGGCAACUGCUGGAGCUGGACGGGUUGAAGAAGGGGCCUAUUGUGGUCAACCCCUCGAGCACAGACAUUCUCAAGGACACGGCGGCGGUGUUGCAGGCACGGAUAGAAGAGGGGUACUACAGCGAGAGCCUUGCUGUACUCACACUUGCCAAGGUCGCGGAUUAGGUGCAGUAGAGUACUCACAAUUGUAGAGAUAAGUCGUGCUUAUCCAUUCAUCACGGGAUGUAUCUCUCGUCUUCGCGA
This is a messenger RNA of Aphanomyces invadans, 799 nucleotides long. RefSeq lists its product as hypothetical. The transcript has a single exon. Gene Ontology annotation, biological process: ubiquitin-dependent protein catabolic process; protein deubiquitination. Gene Ontology annotation, molecular function: cysteine-type deubiquitinase activity. Lineage: Eukaryota; Oomycota; Saprolegniomycetes; Saprolegniales; Verrucalvaceae. The record is from RefSeq and is a predicted model, not a curated record. Gene Ontology annotation, cellular component: cytoplasm. Bases 35 to 721 code for a protein of 228 amino acids.